Messenger RNA from Sphenostylis stenocarpa, 2355 nucleotides. The record is from the annotation of a GenBank genome assembly. NCBI's taxonomy places the organism in Eukaryota, Viridiplantae, Streptophyta, Magnoliopsida, Fabales, Fabaceae.
AUGCAGCAGAGUGAUCAGACGGUGUUGAGCUUGAGGCCCGGUGGUGGAAAAGGCAGCAGGCUCCUCGGUCCUCGAUUUGACUCCUCCUCGUCUUCUGCUUCCCCUGCUUUUGGCUCCUUUUCCGCCGAUCUUCCUCUUUUGCGGCCCCAUGGCGCCGCUCCCUCUCCCUUCUCUAUCAAGGCUGGUGAUUCACGGUUUGAGGGUCGUGAGCGUGUGCGAUAUACCAGGGAGCAGCUUUUACAGCUCAGUGAGGGUGUUGAGAUCCUUGAUGAUGUUUUGAAGAUCAAACAAGACAUUGAAGCUGAACUUUUUGGUGAAGAUCAAAGUUGGGCCCGCCCAGAAAACAAUCCCUCACAUCAAUUUCAAAAUCGAUAUUCUGAGCCAGAUAAUCGGGACUGGCGUGGACGAUCUGGCCAACUUUCUGGUAAUGCGGAUGAGAGGUCUUGGGAUAAUCUCAAGGAGAGUAGGGAGUUUGGAAAUAAUCGUCCAGAGCAACUGAAUUCUCAGUUUUCAAAGGCACAAAUAUCUUCUAACCAAGGGGGGGGACCUACUCCUACACUAGUCAAGGCUGAGGUGCCAUGGUCAGCUAGAAGGGGAACUCUCUCUGAUAAGGAUCGUGUCUUAAAGACAGUUAAAGGAAUACUAAAUAAGUUGACUCCUGAGAAAUUUGAUCUCUUGAAGGGUCAGUUGAUCGAUUCUGGCAUUACAUCUGCCGACAUAUUGAAGGGGGUUAUUUCACUGAUAUUUGAUAAGGCAGUGCUAGAACCAACAUUUUGCCCAAUGUAUGCCCAGCUGUGUUCUGAUCUUAAUGAAAAACUGCCUCCAUUCCCAUCUGAUGAGCCGGGAGGGAAAGAAAUCACUUUUAAGAGAGUACUCUUGAAUAUAUGCCAGGAGGCUUUUGAAGGUGCAGAUAAACUGAGAGAAGAAGUGAGACAGAUGAUUGCUCCCGACCAGGAGAUGGAGAGACGGGACAAGGAUAGACUUGUCAAGAUUCGAACCCUUGGAAACAUUCGAUUAAUUGGUGAGCUGUUGAAGCAAAAAAUGGUUCCUGAAAAGAUUGUUCAUCACAUUGUUCAGGAACUUUUAGGACCUCCUGACAGCAAGAUCUGUCCAGCUGAGGAAAAUGUGGAAGCCAUAUGCCAAUUUUUCAACACUAUUGGUAAGCAGCUUGAUGAAAGCCCAAAAUCACGGCGUAUUAAUGAUAUAUACUUUAGUCGGUUGAAAGAAUUGAGCACCAAUCCCCAACUUGCUCCGCGACUGCGAUUUAUGGUUCGCGAUGUUCUAGAGUUGCGUUCUAAUAACUGGAUUCCAAGGCGUGAAGAGGUGAAAGCUAAAACCAUCACUGAAAUUCACUCAGAGGCAGAAAAAAAUCUUGGAUUACGUCCAGGUGCCACUGCAAGUAUGAGAAGUAGCCGCGUAGUUUCUGUAUCUCCUGGAAAUGCAAGUCCGGGAGGAUUCCCAAUUGCCCGUCCUGGUACAGGUGGAAUGAUGCCUGGGAUGCCAGGGGCGAGGAGGGUGCCAGUGAUGCCUGGAAUUGAUAAUGACAACUGGGAGGUGCCUAGGACAAGAUCAAUGCCGAGAGGAGACAUGUCAGGCAUACAAACUGGAGGACGUGGUCAGUCUCCUUUCAUUUCUAAGCCAUCAACUGUCAACUCAAAGUUAUUACCUCAAGGUAGUGGUGGUACCAUAAGUGGGAGAAGCAGUGCCCUGGUUCAUGGAGGUGGUGGUGCUCCUUCUGCUCGUCCCCAAAACAUUAGUGUUGAACCCCCAACUCAAAUCCCUUCACAUGUUAAAGCUGUUUCUGCCGCACCCUCUGAGAAGCCCCAAGCUCCAGCUUCAACAUUGAAUGUUGAAGAACUUCAGCAGAAAACUGUUUCUCUUCUUGAAGAAUAUUUUGGUGUUCGGCUUUUGGAUGAGGCACUGCAGUGUGUGGAGGAACUAAAAGCUCCAUUUUAUUACCCUGAGGUUGUGAAGGAAGCCAUUUCCCUUGCACUAGAUAAAAGUCCGCCAUGUGUUGAACCUGUAGGCAAACUUCUUGAGUAUCUGUUUGCUAAAAAGAUUCUUUCAGCCACAGACAUAGGGACUGGGUGCAUGUUAUUUGCUUCUUUGCUGGAUGAUAUCGGCAUAGAUUUACCUAAAGCACCUAAUAAUUUUGGUGAGAUAAUAGGGAAACUAGUUUUGGUUCAGGCUUUGGAUUUUAAGGUGGUGAAAGAAAUCCUUAAGAAGGUGGAGGAUGACCGGUUUCAGAAAACAAUAUUUUCCUCUGCGUUGCAGGUAAUUAGCUCUGCAUCCGGCCAAGCCCUGUUGGAUUCACAAGCAUCUGAUAUUGAGGCCUGUCAGAGCCUGUUCAACUGA